GUUUUCGCCUUUAUUCGUCUGUAUUCGCAAAAUUUUUCAAACUCUCCUAAGCCGCCCGGCUGAUUGUCAAAGAUAUCGGUAACGAUCAGGGUAUGAAGUACUCUCUUAUCAGGGGGACCAUCGUGCGCCUGCAAAAAUAAGCGACUAGCUGACCCGUUAACACUUCAGUCUCGUUCUGGACAUCUUCCGAUAACGUCAUACUGUCUUCGAUCCGGCUCUAAGACACGAGGAAGCCGAUUCGUGUCUUCAUUACACGGAUUGUAUGUAGAGCCUGAUCGAAGGCGGUCUUAAAGUUGUGCGUCGUGCGCCUCGCGCGAUGUACGUUUGAAUUCAAAAAUAAAAAAAAGUUCGUGGUACUGGUGAAUUGGAUAAUAACGUGGUAAUCGUUACUUGUCAAGAGUUCUAAUCAAAUAUUGUGCAAAAUGGAACAAGCCGAGAAAAAAGGAAAUGAAAAAAUUGCGCUAAAACGGGAGUUAGGCCUGUUCAGUGCAGUGGGCAUGAUCGUGGCUGUUAUGAUCGGUUCCGGAAUAUUUGUAUCCCCCACUAGCGCUCUCGAAAGAUCAGGAUCUGUCGGCCUUUGUCUGAUCGUCUGGAUUUCUUGUGGCUUAUUAUCUCUACUGGGAGCACUUGCGUUCGCCGAAUUAAGUACAGUCGUUCCACGAUCCGGAGCUGAAUAUGCUUAUUUCAUCGAAGCUUUUUCACCCCUGCAUCACUAUGCCGGCCAAAUACCAGCAUUUAUAUGUUCGUGGGUUUACGUAAUGGUAUUACGACCAACAGAAGUGGCGGUAAUCAUGUUGACAUUCGCCGAGUACAGUGUACAACCGUUUUCUGGAUAUUUAGAAAAUCUUUCUGAAGAAUGGAUGUUCAGAUUAAAAAAACUUAUAGCUAUCCUAGCACUUGGCCUAAUCACGUACAUUAAUUUAACCAGCGUAAAAUUAUACGUGAAAGUUCAAAAUAUAUUUACCGUAUGCAAAAUAGUUGCGUGUAUUUUCGUGAUUUGCGGUGGAAUAUGGUGGUUAUACACUGGUCAUACGGAGUUAUUGGAGAAACCGUUUCAUGGUACUACAACUUCAGCAGGCAACGUGGCGCUAGCGUUCUAUAGUGGAUUAUGGGCUUACGAUGGAUGGACUUCCGCUGCAAUCGUCACGGAAGAGAUUCAGAAACCGGAAAUUAAUAUUCUCAGAAGUAUUUUAAUCGGUGUACCUUUGAUCACUAUUUUAUACGUUUCGAUGAAUUUGAUGUACAUGGCUGCUCUAACGAUACCUGAAAUGGUAAGAGCGCCAGCUGUGGCAGUUCUCUGGGCGAAAAAAGUUUUACCCUCCUGGUUAGGCUUUGUGAUACCUUUGGGUGUUGCAAUAUCUACUUUUGGAUGUAGUCUUAGUAUUCAAUUCGGAGUAUCCAGACUCUGCUAUGUAGCCGGUCGUGAAGGCCACGUACCCAGAGUUUUCAGUUUCGUACAUAUCGAAAAAAUGACUCCCGCUGCGGCAGUAGCGUUUCAAGGAUUACUUACGCUACUUUAUCUGCUCACGGGAGAUAUUAUCGCACUUAUCGAAUUUGCAAGCUUUUUAACAUGGGUAUUUUAUGGAUUUGCCAUGUUAUCAUUAAUAAUCAUGCGGCGAACGAAACCAAAUGCAUCGAGACCAUACGCGGUACCGAUUGUAGUACCUUGGCUAAUAUUAGGAGUUUCUAUUUUCUUGGCUGUAACACCAAUCGUGCACGAACCAACACCGAAAUACUUGUUUGCAUUGUUAUUUGUUCUUCUUGGCAUUGUCGUUUAUCAUACGUACGUGUAUAAAAAAAUUAAAAGUAGUUUGGCAACGAAAAUCACGUACCUGAUCCAGGUAUUAUGCCUUGUUGUUGCUCCAGAUAAAGAAGACUGAAAAAUAAUUUCUCACUUCACAUUUUAAUUAUAUAUAAGACCAUUUAAAUUAUAUGAUAUGGUUAAGGUUGAAAUAUAUUUAAUAAUUCAAUUGAGAGAUAUUUUUAAAUCUCUUAAUAUCCAUUAUUAUUAUUAAAAGGAUAACAAUAUUAAAUUUAUUCAUUUUACAUUUUUUAAUUAAAAAUUUUUAUAAUGUAUAACAAAUUUUUAUAUUUGUGCAGUAUUGUAAAAUAUUUAAUAAUGUAACUACAAAGAUAUAAUAAAUAUUAAUUACGAUAUGUAAUAAGUAUAAAAUAUAAUUAAUGGAAAUGUCAAGUAUUUAUUAUAUCUUUACAUAAAUAUACUUUAAAUAUCACAAUACUGUAAUAUCAAAGUUUACAAUAAUAUCAAUAUUUCAGUAUUAUGAUGACAAUAAAUACUAUUAAUAUCAAUUAUAA
Molecule: messenger RNA, 2316 nt
Organism: Apis dorsata (giant honeybee)
Lineage: Eukaryota; Metazoa; Arthropoda; Insecta; Hymenoptera; Apidae
Product: b(0,+)-type amino acid transporter 1-like
Exons: 3
Coding region: 423-1880 (485 amino acids)
Biological process (GO): amino acid transmembrane transport
Cellular component (GO): membrane
Molecular function (GO): L-amino acid transmembrane transporter activity
Source: RefSeq, a predicted model, not a curated record